CAAAUCUGAACAGUGAAAAGAAUGCAUCUACCCCUGUAACUGGAAGGAGACUUGUAUCUCUUGGAUCAAUACCAGCUAGUGGGAGUCUGAAGCCGAAAAGAGAUCAUAUUCUUAUGAAAGAGAAAAAGAAACAGAAGACGCUGGAGAAGGAGAUUCGUGUGUUAAUGAGAGAGCGUGGAGAACAGGAUAAAAAACUUCAGGCUUUGGAUGAGGAUUUUGCAAAGACUGAAGCAAAGCUGACUGCUGCAGUGCAAGAGAAAACAUCUCUUUUGGCAAAUGUUGCAUGCCUGAAGAAACAGCUUCUUGAACUAACAAGAGCCAAUGAACUACUGAAAUCAAAGCUGUCUGAAGAUGGCAUGCAGAAGAAAAUGAGCAGCCUAUGCAUGGAGUUAAUGAGGCUGAGAAACAAGAGGGAUGCAAAGGAAAAGACUGCACUUGCAAAGCAGGAAGAUAUGGAAAUGAAGUUGCAGGAAGUACAAAGAAAUCUAGAGCAUUCAAAAGGAAAAGUAGCACAGUUAGAAGAAAAACUAUCUGCUACUGAGAGAGAGAAAGUUGAAGAAAAUUCUGACACUGAAAAGCUCCUGGAAUAUAUCACAGAGCUCAGUAGUGUUGCAGAAAUGGUAGAAAAAUACAAAUUAGAUGUUACCCGGAUGGAGGAGAUGCUGAUAAAGAAAGACCAAGACAUCAGGAUCCUGAAGGAUUCCCUUAAAACAAAAGAAGAAGAAUCAUUUAAACUGAUAAAAGAACUUAAUGAAAGGUGUCAGCUGCUUGAACAAGAAAAAGAGAAAGAGUCUUCUGAGAGCAGAGGAAAACACCUGAGUAUGAUUGCUGAAAUAGAAGACCUGAAAAAAAAAACUCUCUUAGAAGAACAAGAGCACCAAAACCUGCUUCAGAAACAAGAGGAGAUUCUCUCUCAGCUGCAACAAGAGAGGGAAUCUUCUGCAUCUAUGCACCAGAAGUUACUAGAGUUUCAAGAAGAGGUAACAAAUGAGAGACUUCUCCUAGAAGAAGAGCUGAAGGGCGCAAUGAAUGAGCUGGAUAAGUUACAUGCUAAGGAGAAGAAAGCUGAAAAGUUGGUGAGGCGAUUGGAACAAGAAAUCAAAUCUCGAGCUUUUGAGCUUGCUCAGAUGGAAGAAAAGCUGAAAGGGAAGAAUGCUGAGCUGGAACGAAUCAGUGAAAUGCACAGUAGUGCUGUUUUGCAAAUUCAAGAAGAGCACAGCAACACCCUGUGUAAACUUGGAAAGACUAUUGCUGAAUUUGAAAGCUACAAGAAGACAAUAGGUGAAGAAAUAACUAGUCUUAAACUGCAGAAUACCUCUCUGCAAGAAGAGGUUGCCAACCUGAAAAAAAUAGGCAAAGAUAACCUACAGCUACUUCAGGAAGCAGAAUAUACUAAAAACAAAGCAAAAGAAGAAUGUGCAAGGAAAAACAUAAAUGAAGAUGUGACCUCUAGCUUAAAAGAAGAGAUAAAGAGCUGGCGUACUCUAUAUGAAGAUCUGCAUAACAAAGCUAAGCCUUUUCAGCAACAACUAGAUGCAUUUGAAGCAGAGAAGAAUGCGCUCUUAAAUGAGCAUGGUGCAGCCCAGGAAGAACUGAAUAAACUAAGUGAUGCAUAUGCUAAACUACUUGGCCACCAGAACCAGAAGCAAAAAAUCAAGCAUGUUAUGAAGCUGAAGGAGGAGAAUACACACCUGAAGCAGGAUGUCUCAAAAUUGCGUGCACUGCUAGCAAAAGAGAAGCAAACAAGCAGAGAUCUUCAGGAGCAGUUAUACGUGAUUCAGGGCAUUAGGCGGUUUGAUCCCUCUAAAGCUUUCCAGCAUGAUAGCAAGGAAAACAUUCCUCCAAAAACACCUUUUAAAGAAGGCUGUUAA
Messenger RNA from Struthio camelus australis, 1871 nucleotides. NCBI's taxonomy places the organism in Eukaryota, Metazoa, Chordata, Aves, Struthioniformes, Struthionidae. The record is from RefSeq and is a predicted model, not a curated record.